AUGUCUCGUCUCGUGAGGACUCCUGCGCUCAUGUCGCCAGUAUCCACAUGUGGCAACCACCGAUACCUGACCCGUGAGCUCAGAUCGUCCUUACGCAGUAGUACGUCUCUGGCUCGCGCCGGCAUCGUAGAGGUCUGUCUUUUCGCCAUCGACGAAGAUGUCAAAGAGGACUACCUCGCGAGAUACACGACCAAUACCACCUCUGCCCCCCUGCGCCCCAAUCCCCCCGACGAACGCCUUGGUCACCCUCACGGACCCCGAUCUAUAGUUUCGCGUUCCUCUGUAUCUGUAAGUGCCGACUCCUGUGAGAACUCAUCGUACUAA
Messenger RNA from Dicrocoelium dendriticum, 324 nucleotides. Lineage: Eukaryota; Metazoa; Platyhelminthes; Trematoda; Plagiorchiida; Dicrocoeliidae. The record is from the annotation of a GenBank genome assembly.